Molecule: messenger RNA, 2486 nt
Organism: Haliotis rubra (blacklip abalone)
Lineage: Eukaryota; Metazoa; Mollusca; Gastropoda; Lepetellida; Haliotidae
Product: long-chain-fatty-acid--CoA ligase 5-like
Biological process (GO): long-chain fatty acid metabolic process
Cellular component (GO): membrane; endoplasmic reticulum
Molecular function (GO): long-chain fatty acid-CoA ligase activity
Source: RefSeq, a predicted model, not a curated record
GUUGACAAUCUUUAGUUACUUGACUAUUGGGGUUAGCGGUCAACUGCACAUUGUGUAAAGCAUUGUGUGCCCAUAGACCCAGACUACUAUACAUUGAGGACUUAGGGGUUACGUCAAGGCAUGUUUACAUAUCGUGGGGACACACCCCUUCUUCCACGUGGUUAGGUUCGUCGUCGGACCUGCAAGGACCUGAACAUUGCCCUUGAACUUCGAACCCUUGAAUGACUACAGCUAGACUUUCCAUUGUACACUAAGGGAUCGAUAGAAGCAAGGAUGUCUGACUCUUCUUCAACGUUCAAAGAACUGUACGCGGAUAACGUUGGUUUAAUCGGUGCGAGUGCACUAACGCUUGUUGGACUAGCGGCUGCAAGCUACUACAUGACGUCACGACCCCCUCAAGUAGUCCCCCCAGUGGACCUCAGUGACCAGUCGGUGGAGUUGGAGGAUGGAAGUCGAAUGUCCGCCUACCCGAAGGCCAAGGGUCAGUUGAUGCACUACCUGUACGAGGACGCGAGGACCCUGUACGAAGUCUUCCAGAGGGGCAUACGACAGUCUAAUAAUGGCCCCUGUCUUGGAGCAAGGACGGGCCCCAACAAGGAAUAUGAGUGGCUCUCUUACAACGAGGUAUACGAGAAAGCCCGUGCCUUUGGUUCAGGACUUCUUCACAAGGGAGUGAAGCCAGGAAAAGACUCCUUCAUAGGAAUAUACAGCAAGAACAAAAUCGAGUGGACGGUGGCGGAACAAGCCAACAACAUGUUCUCUAUGGUAACCGUGCCCUUGUACGACACCCUGGGGAUCCAGGCUUGCAUCUACAUCAUCAACCAGACUGAACUGAGCACCCUGGUGUGUGACAGUCCAGACAAGGCUCAGCUCAUCUUGGACCAGGCUCAGCAUCUUCCAUCCCUCAAAAGGAUCGUGAUGAUAGAGGCGAUCUCCAAACAGAACCAAGAUACUGCCGCCACAUACAACAUCGAGAUGGUCCUGUUUCGUGACAUAGAGAAACUUGGACGUGAGAAUCCCAAAGACCUGGUGCUCCCCACCCCAUCUGAUCUCGCCACCGUGUGUUACACCAGUGGCACCACAGGUGAUCCUAAAGGGGUGAUGUUGUCACAUGCUAAUCUCAUCUCCAACUUAGGAUCUGUUAUGUUCCACAUCUUGGACCACAUUGACCUGAGCCCGAGUGACCGCCAUCUAUCCUACCUCCCUCUUGCUCACAUGUUUGAGAGGGGCAUGCAGAUACUGAUGUUCACGGUGGGGGGACAGAUCGGCUUCUUCCAGGGUGACAUCAAGCUUCUCACUGACGACAUGCAGACCCUCCAACCAUCAUUCUUCCCCACGGUGCCCCGCCUACUCAACAGAAUCUACGACAAGGUGAUGAACGGCGUCCGUGGCAGCUUCAUUAAGAAGACGUUGUUGUCGUGGGCAAUCAACAGUAAGCUGGUGGAAGUACGGGAUUGUGUGAUCCGAAAGGACACAAUCUGGGACCGCCUGCUAUUCAAGAAGAUCCAGAAGAUCCUAGGGGGUAAGAUCAGACUCAUCAUAUCUGGGUCCGCGCCACUCUCACCAGCGGUCCUCGACUUCCUUAGGGCAACGAUGGGAUGCAUGGUGCUAGAGGGGUAUGGUCAGACGGAAUCAACAGCAGGCAUCAGCUUUAAUAUCCCAGGAGAAAGCUCUGCAGGACACUGUGGACCUCCUCUGGCGUGUAACUACGUCAAGCUGGUGGAUGUUCCCGAAAUGGACUACUUUGCCAAAGAUUGCAAAGGAGAAGUAUGCAUCAAGGGUCCCAAUGUAUUCAUAGGCUACUACAAGAACCCAGAGAAGACCGCUGAAGCUAUAGACAGUGAUGGUUGGCUCCAUACGGGAGAUGUAGGGGAGUGGCUGCAGGAAGGAACUCUUCGAAUCAUAGACAGAAAGAAGAACAUUUUCAAACUUUCCCAGGGCGAGUACAUUGCCUGUGAGAAGAUCGAGAAUGUGUACACGAGGAGCCAGUUUGUUGCCCAGUGUUUCGUGGACGGGAACAGCUCACAGUCAUGUGUGAUGGGCGUGGUCACUCUCGAGGAAGAAUACAUCACCCAGUGGGCGAGUAAGCGCAACAUCAACAAAACACCUGCUGAAUUAGCGACAGACAAGGACUUGAAAGCAGCUGUCCUAGCCGGCAUGUUGUCAGCGGGCAAGAGCGGAGGCCUCAAGGGCUUUGAACAGGUGAAAGACAUCUAUAUAUUCCCUGAACUCUUCACGGUGGAGAACGGGUUCAUUACCCCCAGCUUCAAGACAAAACGCCCAGUUCUGCGGAAAGCAUUCAAGAAGGAAAUAGAUGCAAUGUACGCCAAGCAGUAAACGUGCUGCCUGAACGCAAGACCAGAAAUACUCACCUCACUGGUCUUGGCCCUGCCGGGCAUAUAAGGAAAUUCCAAAGUUCGAAAUAGGAUUAUAAAAACAUUUCGUUAAGUUCUGAGACAUAAAAACUCCCUCCAUAUCCCCCCAAA